Lobosporangium transversale is the source of this 1957-nucleotide messenger RNA. RefSeq lists its product as hypothetical. The coding region runs from base 47 to 1957 and encodes 636 amino acids. Lineage: Eukaryota; Fungi; Mortierellomycota; Mortierellomycetes; Mortierellales; Mortierellaceae. The record is from RefSeq and is a predicted model, not a curated record. The transcript is spliced from 5 exons.
UACCUCUCUUCCAAGCACUCUUUAAAAAAGAAAUAUUUUGCCAAUUAUGUCAAAGAAAUCUGACGCCGAGGUUAUCAGUACCAAUUCUGGUCUUCAACCGGACUAUGAGGACUUGAGCAACCUAUCGCCUUCUCUUCCAUCAUUGAAUGGUGUUACUUUUUUCCCUUCACCAUCACAUCCUCAGGCUCAGUCUGAACAUCCUCCAACAGCAAUUCCUUUACACUUAUCCAGGUCAAUAAAUAUUAAUAAUAGUAGAGAGAAUGAGAACGAGGAUACUGCCAAGUGGACAACAGACGAUGGUGGUAGCCUAGGUCAUCGUCAUGGUAGCCAUAAAAUGACCCUGCUGUCAUUUCUUAUCUCCCCUGUAGGCUACAGAUGGCUAGGUUUUGGUCGAUUAUCUUGCUUCAAAAAGAAAGAUAAAAACAUCUCUUGGAAACACCAUAACAGCACUAACAGAGCUACCGUAGCUGCCAAAAAACUAGCCACGGCCAUGUUAGUUAGUUCUGAAGAAUAUGUAGCAUGGUUCGAGUCGAAGCGACAAAAAUCCCCGAUGUCUUCUGUAUUUUCGUCAUAUCCAGAUGAUUUAUCUGGGGCAACUCGAGCUGGCGUCCGUGGAUUUGUAGCUGGCUAUUUGGCAGGCACAAUCACAGACGUUUUAUUGCCUGCUCUUUUGAAGCUUCGGCUCAAAGGUCUUUUACAACGGCUCAAAAAGAACCAUUCUUCUCGCUCCUUAGGCCUCUCUAUUGGAUUCUUUGCACUCGUUUACAAAUUAGUCUUUCGGUAUAUGGCUAUGCUAUUGGAUGGUGCCCCAACUGUUGCUGAACCACAUCGAAGAGAUUGUGAAACCCAGCUUAAGGUUCAAGGCCCAACAACGCCGCGGACGAUGGCAAUGCUGUGCAAAGGAAAAGGACCAUCCAUGAGGAGAUUCUGUUCUGCGGUGAUUGCUGCCUUGGUUGCAUCACCAACGUUUGCAUUGAUCCCACAACAGACGCGUCGGCUUGCUGUUGCACUGUAUUCACUAACUUACGCAGGAGAAAUAAUAUAUGCAGCUCUAAAGUAUAAAGGGUAUUUAGAAUGGAUUCCAGCAUGGUGUAAUAUCUGGAUUAUCACUUCAUUGUCCUGGGCAGUUAUCGUGCAUUCAUUCACUCACCAUACGGAAUUAUUAGCACCUGAGGCAUUGACUUUCAUCUUUUCCCUGCGCUCUCCAUAUCUAAUACGGCCACCUCAAUUCGAUCCGGCUGUCUAUGGGCCUUAUCCUUCUGCUAGGGACUUGUUUAAGGCCAUGGCAGCUUAUGCAGGCACCAGCCCCAAGUCAGCAUCAGCUUUCGAAAAGCUGUCCAUACCAUCAUCUUGUGUCCCAGUCCUUAAAUCCACCGAAAAUAUGAAUUAUGAUUCUAUGUAUUGCCGAUUCUUCCAUGCCAACACAUCCAGCUGUAAAGAAGCCAUAUUGAUGUUCACUAAAAGACAAUCUUUGUACGCUUUCAAGAUUUAUUUAAAGUUGGAAGCUCUCAUGUUUUUGGUGCGAGAUGGCCGUGCUUUCCAUAAUGGGGUUAUGAGUUACGUCAAGGAAGCGGGUAUUCGGAUUGUGAGCGAUACAAUUUGCUUGCUAGGUGCUUUCAUUACAGCAUUCUCGCUAUAUUGUGUAUUCGAGCAUGUGCUUCCGAGAGAAUUCCUGCCAACGAAACGACAUUAUCUAAGUGGAGCCAUGACUGGUCUAUGGCCCUUGAUUCUGCCACCUAAACGGCAAUCAGUACUUUCAUUAUUUGCUUUACGGUUAGCGCUCAAGACUAUUUGGAAUCAUCUUGUUGAAGCCAAAUAUGUUCGUAAUAUCAAACACGGAGAGACACUUCUUCUUGGCUUAUCCAUGUCGGCAAUCAUGGGCGUGCUUGAAGCUGUACCUGGAUUACCGCGCAAAGGCCUUUUUCAAAAAGCACUUUUCAAGAUCCUUGACGACUAA